CACGGUGGGGCACACGAGACUUGGCUAGCUUGUUUCAACAAUGUUAGAAAUGGCCACAUGGGAUCCUGGUCGGCGGAUUUGAAUAAAGCUGGCCAGUGGUUACAAAUUAACCUUGAGGAGGAGACUGGUGACAAAACUCAACACACAGGGAAGGCCUUCCUUGUACCCUCUGCAAUGGGUAACGUCAUACAAAAUUUGUCUAGUUCAGACAGUGUCAAAUGGGAGGAAUACAAGGAAAAUAAUGUUGUGAAGGUAUGUGAUGGUGGAUUUCUUCCUCGAGUCCAGGUUUAACUUAGCUUGCGGUGUAGUAGGAGUCGGAGUAGUAAGCGGAGUCGCAACAUCGUUUAUAACCUGGGAAAAAUAAAAAAUCGGACCGGACUCGUAAUCGGAGUUAUCAAAGCAAUGGAGCCGGAGCCGGAAGAAUCUAAACGUUUCCGUUUUCUUCCGACUGUGCUUAAUAUUAUAUAACUCCGUCGCUUACGAUCUAGCGAAAAUCAGAUUGUCGGAGUUGGACGCAGAAACGAAAGAAUGAAUCAAUCACAAUGCUCAUUCCCACACUUUGCGUUUGCCUACUUUCUUCCACCUCUACUCCCCGGAAGGGAUUUGUUUUAAAAAGUUAUUAAUAACAUUUUCAAAAAUCCAGCCUUAUUUAUUUAUUUAUUUAUUUAUUUAUUUAUUCAUUUAUUUAAAACAGUUGACUAGUUAGUUAGUCAAUUCGUUAGUUAGUUAGUUAGUUAGUUAGCUACAGUUAUUUGCCAUUCGCCACUUUAAAACGAGAAGGAAACUGAGUCGAGUUAACGUUUGCAAAGACUUCUGGGACCGUUACCAGCUUGGGACAGGGAAAAAGAUUGGCCAAUAGCUGACUUGCAAGCUCCCAGUAAGGAUCCCAGACACAUUUGUAGCACGCAUUUAAUUUCGGCUCUGGUUCCCUAAUUGUUCCUAAAGUCACGAAUUGAAAUAUUGCUUUGGCCUUUCCUAAUAGGUGUCUCUAUUGAGAAUCAAAGUCUGACUUUAAGAAAGAAUGCUUCUCUGUAAACGUUGUUAUUGAAUGAAUCCAUUUCAAAGUGAUGAAUUUUAAGCAAUUGUUUCCUUUUCAGGUUCGCACAGCGAAUUAUGAUCGCAACACC
Messenger RNA from Porites lobata, 1127 nucleotides. The record is from the annotation of a GenBank genome assembly. NCBI's taxonomy places the organism in Eukaryota, Metazoa, Cnidaria, Anthozoa, Scleractinia, Poritidae.